AUGGUACCUGGCUGCCACUCCUCCCGGGGGCUGGGGUUACGAAACUCCGGGCAGUUUGCCCCCGUCCCAGGCCCCUCCCCAGACUUAUAAAGGUCGUGGCGCCGGGCAGUGGGGCUCACUUGCCUGGCAGGUCCGGUGUCAGAGGGACUCUGCGAACGCGUAGCCCCAGGCUCUCUGCUGAAGCUCCGUGCCUCUCCCUGGGCGGUCCGCUUGCGCAGUGAGCAGCCCGAGCAGCCGCGCUUCGCCACCCAUCGCAGCUAGCAGGAUGGAGAUGCUUCCCGCGGGCCCGGCCCGGGCGCUGCUGCUCUGCCUGGGUUUUCAUCUGCUACAGUCGGUUCUCAGCACAACUGUGAUUCCAUCCUGCAUCCCGGGAGAAUCUGACAGUAACUGCACGGCGUUAGUCCAGACGGAAGACAACCCGCGCGUGGCACAAGUGUCAAUCACAAAGUGUGCCUCUGACAUGCAGGGCUACUGUCUGCACGGGCAGUGCAUCUACUUGGUGGACAUGAGCGAGAAUUACUGUAGAUGUGAUGUGGGUUACACUGGCGUCCGAUGUGAACACUUCUUCUUAACCGUCCACCAACCCUUGAGCAAAGAAUAUGUGGUUCUCACUGUAAUUCUUGUCCUCUUAUUUUUUGUCAUCAUUGCUGGGUCCAUAUACUAUUUCUGCCGAUGGUACAAAAAUCAAAAAAGCAAAGAGUCUAAGAAGGAGUACGAAAGAGUGACCUCGGCAGAACCAGCGUUGCCCCAAGUGUGAGGGCUCCUCCAGACCGGGCCAGCCGGCUUGCUCAGGGGCCUCCUUCACCUUCCUAUUCCUAUUUUAUUAAUAAUAUUUAUGUUGGGUCAUGCAUUAGGUCAACAACUGUAUAUUUUUUUAAAUAUGCUUAGAAAGUGUUUUUAUUUUUGUUUUAUUUUUGACAGACUAUACAGUGCUCAGGGCUGUGUCAGCAAGUGACAGAUUUCCGAGAAUCUAACCAUGGACAAAUCACUUUGACAUGUAGAGUCUUCCUCCUCCUCCAAACAAUGGAACCAGCUGGCCUGUGUUGUGGUCUGAUACGUGUCAAUGUUGGCACCCCUUUGUCAGGUGUUAAAAGUCAUCAGUUAGGGCUAGGAGAAACAGAUAAGCUCAGGUGCCACGUGUCACAUCCCUGAAACAAACCCAGCCAGGCAGAAUAACCCUUCACCCUGACCGGGGCCACCUGGAGAGGAGGGGAUGGUCCCCACGCUGCCCACAACACCUACAGACCAAAGUCACCCAACGGGCACACUCCCCGUCAGCAUGGGGUGGGCAUUUUUAUAUCAUUUUAUAUAAUUUCCUGUCAACCCUGUUUGCAUCAGAACCUUACAGUAUUCCAUUUUAAUGUCCGUAUAAACAGCAUUGGUGUGAGAUAAUCAUUUAUCAUCCAACAAGCCAAAAAACAUCCACACUUGAAACAAUGUGUGGGCUUCUUUUGUUAGAGUAUUUAUUUUCAUAACAAGUUUGCUGAGGAACUAUAAGAUUAAGUCAGUGUCUAAAAUUUGAUGGAUUGUUUAAAAAUACAACAUGGCAGUAGUUCUUUAUGUUGUCUAAAGAUAGAAAUAAACCGAGUUCAUUUUCUAUCCAAGAGAUGUUUUCCUUACAAACAUCUCAUUAAGUAGCUUAUUCUAAAACUUAAAUUUAUAUAUUUAAAAUAUAUCAUGGGAAAUAGUUGGGAAAAUAAAUAAUAGUGUGUGUUUCUAAAUGAGAAACUCAUUCAAAAGCUUCCGAACAUUCAGACUCAACCACACCUUCCUUUGGAGGCUGAGAAGGGAGCUGGGUCCUUUCUUCUGUUUUUUUUUGGAAGAGCCUGAGGUUUCUCCCCAGCUCGGGUCUCAGUGAAUGCGUCGGCCAGGCCCCACUCCCGGAGUCCAGGGAGCUGCCCUUGGAGAGCCAGGCAGGGAGACGCAGCUCUCCCUCCCUCCUCCCUUCCUUGGCUGUCAGCCACAGCUGACCCACGGGUGUCAGGUACCAGGACUUGGGUCCCAUGGAGACCCUGCCUGACACACCCAGCACAUCUGUGGCAUUCACAUGGCUCGCAGCUAGGCUCCUGGUGUGGCUGUAGCCCUGGGGAAACAGCAGGCAAAACGCAGAAAUAUGCACAUGUGCAUCCUUAUGCGCAGGUGUGCUCCAUCCCUCACCAAACUACGCUCAUUGGUCGCUCUGUUAACUGAUAUAUAAAACUUAAAGACAAGGUAGAAGGAAAGAAAAUAAAAUUCAGUGAGACCUUAAAGUAUAUUUAUUUCCAGGCUGGGCAUUUAGCUCAACA
Messenger RNA from Chinchilla lanigera (long-tailed chinchilla), 2285 nucleotides. It is a transcript of the gene Ereg, whose product is annotated as epiregulin. Lineage: Eukaryota; Metazoa; Chordata; Mammalia; Rodentia; Chinchillidae. Bases 266 to 757 code for a protein of 163 amino acids. Gene Ontology annotation, biological process: positive regulation of cell population proliferation; epidermal growth factor receptor signaling pathway; positive regulation of mitotic nuclear division. The transcript has 5 exons. The record is from RefSeq and is a predicted model, not a curated record.